AUACAGGGUCUUGCUCUGUUGACCAGACCGUGACCUCCUGGGUUCAAGCGAGGACUCAGCCUCCUGAGUAGCCGGGACUACAGAUUGGACGACUGAUUAUUGGACAGAAUGGCAUCUUGUCUACACCUGCGGUCUCCUGCAUUAUCAGGAAGAUCAAGGCAGCUGGUGGAAUCAUUCUAACAGCCAGCCACUGCCCUGGAGGACCAGGGGGAGAGUUUGGAGUGAAGUUUAAUGUUGCCAAUGGAGAUAUUGGUGGAGGCUUCAGUGGGAGAUGGCUUCACUGGAGAUAUUGCGAUUGAUGAUCUGUCAUUUAUGGACUGCACCCUCUACCCUGGUAAUUUGCCAGCAGACCUCCCAACUCCACCAGAAACGUCAGUUCCUGUAACAUUACCUCCACGCAACUGCACAGACAAUGAAUUUGUCUGCAUAUCUGAUGAUCACUGCAUCGAAAAAAUGCAGAAAUGUGAUUUUAAAUACGACUGCCCUGACAAAUCAGAUGAAGCAUCCUGUGGUAGGUGGAUUCUUAAAAUUUGUUUAAAUAUUGCCACAAAAUAGAAAAUACAAGUGUAAUCUCUAAGUAGCACAGCCUAGCAUCAUAGUUAGAUAUUUUCAACAUGAGUUAGGGCAACUUCUAAAUGUAACAGUUAUUCAUACAGAAAAUUGUAAUGGAAGAAUCAGAAUGCAUUUUCUGCCAGGCCCAGUAAGUGGUAAGUGUCUUUAGAUUAAUGUUUUGGAUUCAAAACUAUCGUUUUCACAAACUUUACUUGACUCUGGGAGUAGCAUUUAGUAGCUCUUUCCAUCCAUUCCCUUUGAUCUGUACUCCUGACACUAUAAAAUAGGGAAUGUUUAGGGAGGUAGCUUUAUAAUACUGUCAAAUUAAUUCAUUCAAAUUUUGCCAUUGCCAAAAUGCACAUACAACAUUAGUACUAUUAAAAUAUGCGGAGUUCAUGAGAAAACCUAUCUUAAUGCAAAUGAGACUUUUAUCCCCUGUGUCCUGGUUUUUACCUGCCAAUUCAAUGGCUUUUCCUAAAUGGAUCAAAGACAAACUAUUUAAUUUAAAAAUGGACUUCUCAGCCAAAGAUACAGUCUGAGAGGAGAAAAAUUAAUCUGUGUCUGAAUGAGCAAAGCAUAAGAUCAGAAGGGUAAACACUUUGAAAUAUCUUUCCCUUCCCUGUUCUUUAUGGAGUAGCCUGUGAAUUGACUGUACCAUCAUAUUUCUCAAGUGUCUUGAUAAUAUUAAGGGCUUAGAACAGACAGAUAACACAGAGAGAGUAUUGAAACCCUUGUUUUAUGUCAACCUUGUGAAGAAAUUCUAGGACUUAAGAAAUCCAGUGAGGUUAAUAUGUAUUCUUUUAAUCUAGAAAAAAAGGUUUUUUAAUGUACAAAUACACCACCAAUUAACUAUCUAAUCUAGACUAAAAAAGUCAUAAAAUCAAAGCUGACUCACUUCGUGCAUAAGAUGAGACAGUAAUUAACUCAACCUAGCCAGGGAUUUAUAUCAUGCAUCACAGAUGGAAAAUAAUACAAUGGAAGGUGUGGUGGUGUUCAGACUUGCUCAUCGGAAGGCAUUCGA
Messenger RNA from Pan troglodytes (chimpanzee), 1573 nucleotides. Its product is annotated as MAM and LDL-receptor class A domain-containing protein 1-like. The coding region runs from base 232 to 555 and encodes 107 amino acids. Lineage: Eukaryota; Metazoa; Chordata; Mammalia; Primates; Hominidae. Gene Ontology annotation, molecular function: protein binding. The record is from RefSeq and is a predicted model, not a curated record. The transcript is spliced from 4 exons.